Messenger RNA from Penicillium brasilianum, 1620 nucleotides. The record is from the annotation of a GenBank genome assembly. NCBI's taxonomy places the organism in Eukaryota, Fungi, Ascomycota, Eurotiomycetes, Eurotiales, Aspergillaceae.
AUGGUAUUGAUAGACAGAAAGCUUGCAGCCACUGUACCUCGCGAGGUCGUGAGUUGGAAAAUCUUCCUCUAUGGAGCAAUCCUGUCAAUGUCAGGAUGUCUCCACGGAGUCAACACAGCCAACAUUUCCGGUAUUCUGAGUCUGACCCCCUUCGAAAAAGCGUUCGGCUUCGAUCAGAAGAGCAAAACUGAAGUCAGCAACCUGAAGGGCUGGAUAACAUCAUGCAUUUUAUUGGGUUCUUGCGUCGGCGCUCUCAUUUCUGCGCCUAUUUCAGUGAGAUUUGGCCGCAAGCUCAGUCUGCAGGUAUUCAGUCUGCUAUACAUUAUCGGAGCCAUCUUAAUGGCCGCCAAUUUCGGUGGCUCAAAAGGUCUUGCUAAGUUUUUCGUGGGAAGAGUUUUUUCAGGUAUUGCCUCCGGGGCUGCCAGUGUCUCCGGAACUGCCUACAUCGCUGAAAUCGCCCCAAAGGUCAUCCGCGGUGGUUUAUCAGCACUCUACAAUGCGAGCACAAUGCUUGGAAUUUCAUUGGCAUUCUGGAUUAAUUAUGGAUCCUUGCUGAACAUCUCGUCUAAAAGCAACGCGCAGUGGCAAGUCCCUUGCGGCGUUCAGGCCUUCCCUGGAGUCAUUCUCUUGGUUGGGCUCUUUUUCCUUCCCGAAUCCCCUCGCUGGCUUGCAUCUAAGAAUAUGGUUGAAGAAACGAUUACGUCUGUCACGAAAUUGCGCAGCCUUGAUGCAAACCAUCCAUUUGUUCAGGAAGAGUUGACCGAGAUUCUGGGUUCAUCACCAACCCCCCAGCAGAUACUGGAACAAACCAACUCCUCCCUUUUCACGCAGCUGAGAGAAGUUCCCAACCUUGGGAAGAGAUUUAUUUUGGUCAUCCUCAUUCAGACAUUCUUCCAAUCCUCCGGUGGCAACAUUAUCACCUACUAUAAUACCACGAUCUUGAGUUCUCUGGGCCUGACAGACCCCAAAAUCAACUUCCUCAUUUCGGGCAUCUACGGUUUGAUCAAGGUGUUUGCGGUUCUGAUUUACGUUUUCUACUUUGUCGACGCAUGGGGUCGGCGUCCUUUGCUCUGGUUUGGUUCUACCGUCAUCAUUAUUUGUCUGACCUACAUGACGAUCUACCUGUCUGUGCUGCAAGACAUUGCAGGCCACAAAGCCGCCGGAUGGGUGGCGAUUGUCGCAAUUUUCCUCUUUGCCAUUGGCUAUGCGGUUUCUUGGGCUACUGUGCCAUGGAUUAUCAACGCAGAAGUCUUCCCCAUGUCUGUGCGUGCAGUGUGCAUGGCCGCAGCUAUCAUUUGGCAAUACCUGGUCAAUUUUGCCCUCACUCGCGCAAUGCCGAACAUGCUGGUGAGCAUGGGUGCCUAUGGCCCAUUCGCAUUAUUUGCCUGCGCCACAGCGGUUGCGUUUGUUUACUCCUACUUUGCCUUCUCUGAGACAAAGGGAUUGAACAUGUCACAGAUCGAUGCUCUCUUCGAAACUUCGUGGUAUAAAAUUGGACGUGAGAGUGUCAGAAUUGUCCAGGAGAAUGCCGCCAAGUCAGCUUCCAGUGACGAGGAGGUUGCCAAAAAGGAGGAUGUGGACUACCAACAUUGUGAGACUCUUGGUGGCCGCCGCCUUUAG